Messenger RNA from Macrobrachium nipponense, 1077 nucleotides. RefSeq names its product rRNA methyltransferase 2, mitochondrial-like (gene Mrm2). Gene Ontology annotation, molecular function: rRNA (uridine-2'-O-ribose)-methyltransferase activity. The transcript has 7 exons. Lineage: Eukaryota; Metazoa; Arthropoda; Malacostraca; Decapoda; Palaemonidae. Gene Ontology annotation, biological process: RNA methylation. The record is from RefSeq and is a predicted model, not a curated record. Gene Ontology annotation, cellular component: mitochondrion. The coding region runs from base 1 to 1020 and encodes 339 amino acids.
AUGGGCAUUAUGCUAGGAUGUGUAACUGUAAAGAACAACGUGCGAAGUGUGCUGAAUGUGGAAUGGAAGGUCAUGUGCGUAUAUGGGUUUGAGUUAACAGGGAUAAGUGAUACCUCAGUAAGAAGGAAACCAAGUAGUAAGGAGGUAGUUUAUAGGAUGGAUAAAUCUUUGCAAGAGUUUGACAUAAGUAUGGAUGAACUGAGUGGUUUGGUAACAGGAAUAGGGGAGAUAUUGGGACCAGAGCUAGAUGUCGAUGAAAUAGUGAAUGAGCUGGAAGAUGAUCACAGAAGCAGCUUGAAGUCCUUAAUCUAUGCCUCACUUCAUACUUCUUCCACAUUUAGAAAGAUUGUGCCGAAAUCUUUAAAAGGCAGGAGUAAAAGUUCUCAAGACUGGUUAACUCGACAACUCAAUGAUCCUUAUGUCAAACUGGCUCGUUAUGAAAACUAUAGAGCUCGAAGUGCAUUCAAGUUAAUAGAAAUUGAUGAUCGUCACAAAAUCCUUAAUCCUGGUCAGGUAGUAGUUGAGUGUGGGGCUGCUCCAGGUGCUUGGACUCAAGUGGCUGUCUCCAGAGUUAACAGUUUACAAAAUGUAAAAGGCAAACAACAAGGACUGGUUGUAGGGAUUGAUCUCUUGGGUAUUCAUCCGCUACCUGGAGCUAUAUUUUUAAGUGGUAAAAAUUUCACAAACCCUGAAACUCAACACGAGAUACUAAAAAUUCUCGAUGGUAGAAAGGUUAAUGUGGUGCUCUCUGACAUGGCUCCUAAUGCAAGUGGCACGCGAGCAAUGGAUCAUGAAAAUAUCAUAGAUCUAGCAUAUUCAGCAUUGAAUUUUGCAGUGCAGCAUUCUGCUUUAAAAGCAUCUUUCUUGUGUAAGGUUUGGGAUGGAAGUAGAGACAUGAAGCUUAAAAGUGACAUGGAGAGGUAUUAUGGCAGUGUCAAGGUUAUCAAGCCUAAUGCAAGUCGAAAAGAUUCUUCAGAAAAAUUUUUAUUGGGCAAAAAUUUCCAGGGAAUUGGUACAUAACUAGUUUUAAUAAUAUUUAAAUUAAAUAGUUCUUACAAUAAAAUAAUUUAUUUUUAA